AGGUUUGAAAUUCUAGUAAAUUUGACUAAACAUUAAGAACAUGACUGCCGCAUAGGAAAACAACAUGUUAAAGAAUAAGCAUCAUGUCCGUGCAAGGUGAAAUCACAAUGUAUGGCAAUUAUUCGGACAUCAAUGCAAGCACAUGCAUGAUACAACAUGAAGAAAGCCAUGCAACCAUCUUGCCUUGGCUCUAUCUCUCUUUGGCUCUCCUGGGCCUCCCGACCAAUGGAAUCGUCUUGCUGGGUCUUUGGAGAUCAGAGAGGACACCCACUGUCAUCUUUACUUUAAACAUAGUUGUGUCAGACCUGAUGAUGUGCUGCAGUUUUUUCUUCAGAAUAGCCUACUACAAAGAGAAUGUUAACUGGAAAUCUGGAACUACGAUCUGCAAUGCAAUAGAGUUGAUCAUUUUCACUUGCUUCUACAUUAACCUCUACUGCAACAUGUGCUUCUUUUUGUGGACCAGCAUCAAUCGCUAUGCCACAGUAGUAAAACCAGGCUAUGCCUUGUUGCAGGUCUUUAAACGCACGCAACCGUGCUGGAUCAUCUCCUUUUCUACCUGGUUGCUUAUAACCACAAUUGCAGGCAUUAGCAUGUGGGUUAAACAGAGCAUAGUAAACAAUGGGACUUGCUUCGACCAGGUUGUCGACAGUAACAUUCACUUUAAAGUUCAAUUAAACACCAUCCAUUGCUUUAGUGUUGCAGGAUUCUUUUUUAUUUUGUGCUUGAUGUUGGUCAGUUAUGGUCUACUGGUUAUCCACCUUCAGAAUGUGAGGGGUGGAAGUCUAUUUGGUGCUGGAUUUGGAACGGGAGGAGGUCUUAAGGUUCGAAGGAAGAUUCUGGCCUCUGUCAUAUUGUUUGUACUCUGCUUCCUACCCUACCAUGUGCAAAGGGUCAUCUUAUUAACAUCAAGGAGUGGAAACUGUCAAGCACAGUUCAGGAUGAAAACUGGAACCAUCUUUGUUGCAGCUUUCAGCUGUUGCCUACAUCCUGUUCUCCAGCUGGUGUUCCGUUUGCACUGCUGUCGAGCCAAGCGCAACACCAGGCCCAAAACCAAACCUGAAAUAUCCAAGAGUCUGGACACACCUCAUAUAAAUACUAUAAAUCUGAUAGAAAACAUUGAUAGUGCAAAGAAAAACGAAAGUGAAUUGAACCAACACAGUGACAAUGAAAAAUGUUAAGAAAAAAAAAACUGUUCUAUGUUUCCUGUGUGAUGCUUUCAGGAAGCUGUAAAGCAUGCUAAUAUCAGAGGGCUGUGUAGUCUUUACCAUUACUGGUGACAUUGGCUAGAUGCAAAAAUAAGGACAUGUUUGUAAUGGCACACUGCCAUCCUCAUAUCACAGUAUACAU
Xyrauchen texanus (razorback sucker) is the source of this 1347-nucleotide messenger RNA. RefSeq names its product G protein-coupled receptor 82 (gene gpr82). The transcript is spliced from 2 exons. Gene Ontology annotation, cellular component: plasma membrane. Gene Ontology annotation, biological process: G protein-coupled receptor signaling pathway. Gene Ontology annotation, molecular function: G protein-coupled UTP receptor activity; A1 adenosine receptor binding. Bases 84 to 1178 code for a protein of 364 amino acids. The record is from RefSeq and is a predicted model, not a curated record. NCBI's taxonomy places the organism in Eukaryota, Metazoa, Chordata, Actinopteri, Cypriniformes, Catostomidae.